Molecule: messenger RNA, 5604 nt
Organism: Bacillus rossius redtenbacheri
Lineage: Eukaryota; Metazoa; Arthropoda; Insecta; Phasmatodea; Bacillidae
Product: mucin-5AC-like
Exons: 15
Coding region: 339-5228 (1629 amino acids)
Biological process (GO): signal transduction; peptidyl-tyrosine dephosphorylation
Cellular component (GO): plasma membrane; cell junction; cytosol
Molecular function (GO): protein kinase binding; protein tyrosine phosphatase activity
Source: RefSeq, a predicted model, not a curated record
GCUGGAGGAAGGUUCGUCGGUUGUUGGGCAGGUGGGGUUACCUUGUCAGCUGCUCGCGCAUCCGGUAGAUUUUUUAUUUCAUUUUAUCCUGCCACCUGUCACGUGCUCUUGUGUCUAGACGUAACGAGCUUAUUUCACAGGGCUACUGCGAGCCCGCAGGACUGGCCGAAACAUGCUGCAAGCUGCGUGUGUUUACAAGACUUUACAAGGACAGCUGUGAUUUCGCACAUGAUGUUCCUGAAAACAGGAUCUAAACAUGUGAAUGCUUCGAUAAUUCUGAAAGAUUCGACCGCCGAAGAUGAACGAAAGGCCCAAAGCAUGGAGCGACCUCUAGCAGCAUGAAAAUAAAUACCAGGAAACUACUAUUCGGUGCCGCCGUCGCCUUGCUCGCCUCAUGCUGCGUCGCGGCGACGAGCGGCUCCGAGCCGCCCCCGGCCGUACCGGGAGCCGCGCCGCCCCCGCCGCCGCCCCCGCCUGCCGCCCCCAACGACACGGCGGCGGCCGGCGACCACGACCGACCCGGGUCGGCUCCCACAACAGAGGUCGUCCCGGAAGGCACCACGGAGCCCGCGGAGACCACGACGACGCCGUCGACGCCGACGACGACUGCCUCGCCGUACAGCAUCUACGACGUGCGCCACUACAUGGACGAGGAGUCUCUGGCGCGGGAGGAGGCAACGGCGUCGCGGCGGUCGCCAAGCUACGACGCGGCGGUGCAGUCGCCAAGCUACGACGCCGCGGCGCAGUCGUCCGGCUACGACGCGCGGCUACCCUGGGGUCGGUUCGCGACGGAGCUCACCACGCCCAGCGUGCCGUACUUCGACCGGAAGCACUCGGACAUCGUGGCCGGGAUCGAGCACGGCAUCGAGCAGGCCAUCACGUCGCACCGGCUCCAGGAUACGAAUUCAUCGGAGAGAAAAGAAGAAUCCAGCACGACGCAAAGAGCAGAAACCAGCACAAUGAAGACAAGUUACUUUUUGUCCAGUAAACCAUCUGAUGUACGGCUUGACUUCAGCAACAGGGUGGAGAUUGUAUUCAACGAUACAAAAGGCCCAGCCUCGGUAAGAAGAGAUUUAGUUGUUAUCAAUGGAACGCACAUUGAUUUAGAGAUAAACAGGACUACAGUUUAUCCCAUAGAGGAGGUUUCGACUGUGAGUUACCAUGAACAAACAACAAUGCCGGAAGAAAUCCAUCAGCAAUUUCAUUCCGACAUUAACGAUGAUUUUACUCAUCCUGCAACAACCACAGACAUUCCGGGCACAACUUAUGCCGCUACAAACAUUUUAAGAUCUCGUCUAGAUAAUAGUUUUAGUGCUAAUAGUGUAGAACGUGAAAUAACUACAGUGUCACCUGGUGAAAUCAACAGUACAACAAAUAUUAUAAUUAUUUCUGAAACAAAUAGGUCAGAGUUGACAACCGAAAUAUCAGACGUACAGUCUACCACAGAAGCAUUCUUCAGUGUAAGGGAUAGCGUUGGUAAUGAACCAGUGAAUGUUUCUCGUACAGUCGUUGCAGUGCCGGAAGUAAAUGAAACGGACUCAGCAGAAGACGUUAAUGUUAACAUUAUCAGCACCACGUUUGUGUAUGACCCUAAUGUAACAACCAGCCGAAGACCUCCUUGGGUUCCCCUUAAGGCACAAACAACAGCCAGUGAUUUAUCAGAGGUAAGACCCGUUUCAACUCCGAGAUCAAGUAGAGGACGCAUGAUGUCUUCUAACGCCAGCAGUGCGAAUAGUUUGGACCCUUCCGACACCCAAGGCAGUGGUUCAGAUGUGGAGGUGCUGACAACCGAGUCACCUGAAGAAAACACAGUGUAUCCGUUGAGGAGGAGUACUCCGCCUUCAUUACUUACUGACAGUAAUGUGUUGUCAAACACGCGAAAGAAAAUUUACACCUUCAAGAGCACACACGUUCCAAAAACUACUACUACUACACCUUCAUUUCCCUUGCUCAGCACAUCCCCCACGAGCACAUUGGAUAACGUAAUUACUGUUGAGAGGUCCUCAACUCUGAAAGUUGGUUUGGUGCCGUCAAAUCACUCUGCACUGAAUAAUGAAAGGAAUGACAUCUCAAACAUCUACAGUAUUCCCUUAGCAACUAGCCGAAAUACCAUAAGGUUGACAAGCAAAAGCGUGAACAAUACUGUUGAAGCCGUGUCUGUUUCACCGACAGCAACGCUGUGGGCAUCGACCGACCUGAAAGGUCGCAGCCAUCGUUUCGACCAGCUUCUAAACACUUCUGCUCAACCUCUAGCGGCUGACGACCAAGAAACAAGUUAUGUCAGAGUUCCAACGGUGGAGAAGCCCAAGAACUCAUCCCAAUGGUUAUCAGGUCCUGAAUCCAACAUAACAACUACAAGAACACGCUUUACACCUCUUGGCCCCUCAAGAAUAAGAACUGUUGCAGUGGCAGGCAGAAACUCUUCAGAGUGGCCCCAUUCUUUCAGCAAAAUAUACAUCUUCCCUUCAACAGCAUUCCCUCCAUUUAACAACACAACAUAUCGCUCGAGAACCAGCGUGAAACAAAUCCCUCAGAACCAGACUUCCUUUGCAACUGAAGCUCCAAAUGAUUCCAGCUCCGAAAAUUUCACUGUCUCAAACCGAGACAGUGAUGAAGGAAUUUCUACUACUGAAAUGACAACAACACUACUUCCUAACGUCACGUUUCUCCCAGCGAUGGACACACGAUUCCACAAUUUUUCAACCUUCACACGCCCUUACACAUCACCCAAUAUAACACUGCAUACCAUUCUGUUUCCUACUACGGACACGACCACCACUGAUGGACACACUGAUCCUUCAAACCACACGUUGCCAUCCACGACCGAGCCAUGGCACACCGACUUUACCACCUCCCUUCCCGGAGCAGUAGCUACAGCGGAGCCUGAUGAGACCACGGAAUCCGUCCCGACCACGACGACUCAAGUCCCAGAGACCACUCCCAACCAGGUCCACGUCACGGUAUUCCCUCCACUCGCUGCAGAGUCUGAAGGCACCGUCAGCGCCGAAGGAGGCCUUCACCUCAACGGCAGCAGGCUAGUCUCGGACGGCCUACCGGGAGUUCCAGUGUACAACGGCAGCAUCGCCGGUAACACUCGCCCCAACGACAGCAGGCCAGUCUCGGACGACCCGUUGGGAAUUCCAGUGUACAACGGCACCGCCGUACGCAACGGUAGCAUCGCCGGUAACACUCGCCCCAACGGCAGCAGGCCAGUCUCGGACGUCCCGCCGGGAGUUCCAGUGCACAACGGCAGCCAGACUCCUCUGGAGGAGCCCCCGGAGGCCGCCGUACGCAACGGCAGCAUCGCCGAUGACACUCGCCCCAACGGCAGCAAGCCCGCGUUGGACGUGCCGCCGGGAGGGACGUCGCACCACGGCGGCGUCGACAACGCCAUCCACGCCAACGGCAGCGCCCACGAGGAGGACGGGCUCCCGGAGGAGGAGCACAGGGACGCGGGCCACCCGUGGAUGGGGUGGAGCCCCCACGGCCCGCCCCGCGUACAGCCGGCGCACGAGGACCGGCAGCCGCCGCUGGACGACCUGGACUACGGAGGGGGAGGCGUGGCGGGCAACGACCUGGACGCCGCGGCGGGCAACACCACCGCCGAGCCGGGCGUGACCGCGAGGAUACCCACCCCCACCACCACGACGACUUCAGCUCCGCCGGCAACGGACACCACGACAUUAAAUUCUACAGGGGUUAUGAUUCCAUCACAAGAGAAAGUUUCUGCUUACCUGUUACUGCUAACGGAUGCAUCGUGGUAUGAUGUGUGCCAGUUAGGUGAUACUUUCAGAACUGCUGUAGCCUCCUUGUUAACACAAGCAUCCAACAAGGUAGUCCAGUCGAAGCAAGUCAUCCUGCUGAACGUCAGCCCUGCCUUGUGCUCGGAAGUUAUGCACAAAGAAGACGGAUCAGAGAAGCAGCUCAUACCAAUCGAGUUCUACCUGACGGACAGCAGCAACAAGUUUGAUCUUCAGAUGUGCCAAGAGUUCAGGGAUGUUUGGAAGAAUCAUCACCUGGAAUACCCAUAUCCUGUGCGUUCCGUGGAGCUUAUCUCGACCGCAUACAUCGCCCCCAACACCACGGCGAUCGUGAGUGAAGACAACAGUACCGGCGCUAUCGCAGCCAUCGUGAUCUCCUGCGUGGGGAUCGUAUCUUUGGUCCUGCUGGCUGUUCUUGUGUUUGUGCUGAUGCGGAAACGGCAGAAGAGAUUCAACUACGGGCAGCGCUGCACGCCCGUGUCGCUGGACGCGUACAGUUUGGACAGCGUGUCCGUGUGCAACAGCGUGAGGCGCAAGGCAGCUCGGGCGUCGAAGAGGUCCUACGGCAAUCCAGCAUUCGACGAUCCUAACGCGCCGUCGCGUCCCAUCAACUUCGCCGGCCUGGCCAACUUCAGCUCCGACGUGGCGGCCCUGGAGGAGGAGUUCGCCAUGAUCCCCCAGCUCAGCCCCAAGGUGGACGAGAUGCCUCCCGGGGCCGAGGCGAAGAACCGCUACGCCAACGUGAUCCCCUUGCCCGAGACGAGGGUCACCCUCCAGCCCGUCGAGGGGGAGCCCCUGUCCGACUACAUCAACGCCAACUUCGUCAGAGGACCAAAAGGUGUAGAGAAGUUCUACAUUGCCUGCCAGGCACCUCUCCCGACCACCAUAACCGACUUCUGGCGUAUGGUGUGGGAGCAGCAGUGCAAAGUCAUUCUGAUGCUGACAGAUCUCGUCGAGGAUGGAAAGGAGAAAUGUGCUGAUUAUCUGCCUCCGUCUGAAGUGACCGACUGCCAUCGAUUGUUCGGGGACUUCCAAAUCACUCUCAAGAAAAGAGAAGUGAAAGAUAAAUACAUAAUAUCAACACUUCAGAUAAAGAACCUGGAGUCGAACCUGUGGCGGGAGCUGACGCACCUGUGGUACCUCGGCUGGCCGGCGCGGGGCGUGCCCGGGGAGGCCGCCUCGCUGGUGGCGCUCCUGGUGGAGGCCCGCUCGCACGCGCGGGCCGGCGCGGGGCCCAUCGUGGCCCACUGCAGCCCGGGCACCGGCCGCACGGGCGCCGUGCUGGCCUGCGACCUGUGCAUGCGCGACUUCGAGCAAACCCGCUCGGUCGACGUGCCGCGCUGCGUGUCCCGGCUGAGGCGGGACCGGGCGGGCGCCGUGCAGACCAAGGAGCAGUACGUCUUCAUCUACCAGGUGCUAAACCUCUAUGCAACCAAGCUGACUGGUGGAGCGUUGGAUUCGCUUUAAUAAGUUUAAUGGCUUCAUGCAGUAAUUAAAAUUGUUUGAGUUAAGUAAUGGUAUUCACCACACAUAAUAAACUAUUUAUUGCUUCUCAUUGCACUGAUUAUUAAAAUUAAUUAUUUUAAAACAGUUCCUUUUGUUGAUAUAUUAGUGUGAGAAAAGAUUGUGUUCUAGACACACUAGGAAUAUGACUGAGAUUAUGUAUGUACCUACCUACUAUUCUUUGUAAAUAGGCUUAAAGAAAGUUUUUUUUCCUGUACAAAAUGAUAAAAAAGAAGUGAUAAAAGCCUAAGCACUAUGUGAACGGGACCAAAUAUGUGCCUGAGGUUUUAUUUGCUUGUUUUGUUGACAUUUAAGUCCAAAAUAAAAUGUUUCCAGUCAA